Molecule: messenger RNA, 1137 nt
Organism: Paramacrobiotus metropolitanus
Lineage: Eukaryota; Metazoa; Tardigrada; Eutardigrada; Parachela; Macrobiotidae
Exons: 3
Coding region: 58-903 (281 amino acids)
Source: RefSeq, a predicted model, not a curated record
ACGGCAACGAGUUAUGGAAACACUAACACAGCAUCAACUUGCAAAUGGCCUAAUGCGAUGCCGUCCCCGGGAAUAAUCAACAGCACGCUGAUUAACGGGACAUACUUCGUGUAUCGCCGCAUGUUCGCCCCGGAACCAGGUCCCGUGAACAUGAUUGCGGAUUUUCACAAUAUUGGCCCAUCCGCGUCUCCGUUGAUUAACGCUACAGCACGCACCAUGUGGGUGGAAUACACCAAUUAUGCCAGUGUCACUUCGACUGAUUGCGUGCGCGGUUUCUUUGUCGGACAAGUCCAGGACAACGGUCCUAUGAACGGUUUAAUUAUCCCGUUUACCAGCGACGGCGCAAUUCAGCCCUAUACGUCCAUGUUCCUGUACGCGGCUCCAGAGCAGAUCCUAUUCUACGGCUGCGGUCAGCAGAAUUUGCAGGCCGGUGUCUGUGAUACACCGGUAGUGGUGCACUGUAUUCGCGCCAAUCCCCUACAGUUGUCGGCGGCUGAUAAAGCGGCGUAUGACGCGGUGGAAAAUAAAUUCUUCAAUAGCUUCGGAUGCAGUGCCAAUGAUGUGACGGCGUAUCUCCAUACCGCUGAUAAACCAUACUGUCCUGAGGUGCCGCCGACAACCUGCAUGCAGAACCAUAUUUCGGGCUACGAGCAAGUGCUGGCGUAUCAGACUUCGGGAACCGGCACUGGAACGGGAACUGGAACCGGAACUGGAACCGGAACUGGAACCGGAACUGGAACCGGAACUGGAACCGGAACUGGAACCGGCACUGGAACGGGAACUGGAACCGGAACUGGAACUGGCACAGGAACCGGAACUGGCACAGGGACUGGAACAGGCACCGGAACCGGAACUGGAACCAGCACCGGAACCGGCACUGGAGGUGGUAGCGCUUAUCCAUGAGUGACUUAGCCUUUUCCGUGCGAACCAGUUUACCGGGUACCGGUACUCGCUAUGAACCUGUUUGGACAUUUCGUGUUUAAAAUAUAAGUUUGUUGUUUUCUUUAUUGUUAUGUACUAGCUUCCUCCGUGAGUUAAUUUUUUCCCAACGGAUUUUCAAAGGGACCUGUUUAUGUGAUAUGAUUAUAAAUUGACCCUUCACGCAAAAAUUUUCACUUAUUAAAUACCUAAUACGGU